AAGCAGCUUUUGACAAAGUCAUAACUACGACGCCGUACUGUAGCUUACACUCUCCAAACUACGCCGUUGGCCCUGCCCCUCCCCCCCUGCUAAUAAAUUACUCACUGAUCGCAACAACACAAUCAAAAUUUCAUCACAGAAAAGCAAAAAAUGUCGGGAAUGGAGUCGUUAUCAUAUUCCCUCCUUCCCUCCAAAUCCAACCAUCCCCUUUUCUUGGAAAACCCAAAUCUCAGCUUUUUACAUUUUCCUUUUUUUUUUAAUUUAAAAAAUAUAUAAUUUUAAAAAUAAUUCCUGCACUUUUGUAAAUCAAGCAUAAAAACAAAGAAAAACAAACAGACCAGUAGGAGUCUUGUUUUGUAGUCCCAGAGAAGCUUUGUUUGCUUGUACUUGCAUUUGUUGCUGUUCCUGAAAACCUCUGUAAUUGGGAAACCAACGAAGUCAAGCAUUUCCACUCCAUGUGUUUUUAGUACCAUUCCCACGUCUUGACUGUGACAUUUUUACUUAAUGUUUCCUUUCAUUUUUUUAGCAGAACAAAGAAAAAAAAUCUCAUUUUGUGGUUGAUUUGAUCUUUUUGGUUAGUUGGGGUGCAUUGAUGAUCUUGGCGUUGUGGGGUUCAAGAUUUUUAAGGUUCACUUCAUGGGAUUACUUGUUGAGGUUGUCUGGUUUUGAUUGUUUCUUGGUGGCCAGUAAGAACGUGAGCUACAGCGUAAAAGAUAGUAGGAUUUUGUAAAUAAAGAUUUUGAUUUGGUGAAGUAUUUGGAGAUAAAGGAGAAAAAAUAAAUAAAAAAGAGAAAUGGCAGAAGCUGCAAAAGUUCGGUUGGUUCGUUGCCCAAAGUGUGAAAAUCUCCUCCCAGAGCUCCCUGACUUCUCUCUCUACCAGUGCGGCGGCUGCGGUGCGGUUCUCAGAGCUAAAAAGAAGGGGACUCCGGAAGAUGGAUUGACAAAGAUAUCUGACGAUGUUGAGGGUGGAGGAGCUUCUGAGGAAGGUAGCAUAGUAAAAGUUUCCGAGGUUAACGUGGAAAGUGCUGAUGGGAGUGGAGGCACUGGAGGGGAGAGAGUCCAGAGGGAAGGAGUGGCUUCAAAUGGUAGUUCCAUAACCGGAGCUGAAAAUAGGGAGGUUAUGUCAGAUUCGGAUAUUGGUCGGAGAGGAAAAGAGAGGAUGAGAAGACGAGAAAGUUUAGAUGACGAGUACAUGUCAUAUUCUCAAGGUUUUGUUCGUAACAGAAAUUUAGGCAAAAAUGGUGACUUGAAUGUGGAUAGGCCAGAAUAUGUUAAUUUUCAUGGUGAACAUGUUAAAGAAAUUAGGCCUCCAAUGGAGUCAGUAAGGUCGAGGCCUGCUAUGGACCAGUGGGCUGUGAAAAAUAAUGGGCCGGUGGCGUCUUAUCGGCCUGCUGAAGGUGCUCCUGCACGGGUGAGGUUUGAUGAUUUUCUUUAUCAUGAUGAGGGGCAGUCGAGUUAUGAUGUUAACUCUUAUUAUCAACAAGGGGAGAGGACUAGAUACCGAGGUCACGAUUUGGACGAACAUGCUAGACUAGAAAAUUUAGAGAAUGGUCGCGCUGAGCUCCUAAGGAGACUUGAUGAAUUGAAAGAUCAACUUAGUCGGUCUUGUGAGGUUUCAGACAAAGCCAAGGAAAGGAUAGGCACCGACCGGAGAAUGGUCUCUCCAACUUCACCCAAUCCUUGUGGUAGACAAAAUGCUGCUUAUGUUCAAGAAGGCUUAACUAGUUCACAAUGUGUAAACCAACAAUCACUUGCUCGUGACGAUAUGGUGCCUCCAUAUCUUGGCUAUCCUCAGGGAUUUGUUCCUUACACAGAUAGGUUUGGUUCACGAGUGCCGGAUAUGUAUCCCCAAAGGGGAUACCCACAUGAGUUCCGGCAUUAUUCUGGUACCUACGAACCAGAAAUGCUUCGGAGGCCUUCUCAUCAGCCCCAAUCUAAAUACAUGCAACGACACUAUUACGAGCAUUUUCCUGGUUACUAUGGAGAUGCCAAUCAUGACCUCUUCAUGUUACACCGCCAUGAAAACUUUUUUCAUCAGCCUGCAUGUUCUUGUGUUCACUGCUGUGAUAAGAAUUGGCGAAUACCUCCUACGAUUGAACCCACAGGUAUGCAUAAUCAUAGGUCUCAAAUUGAACCUUCUAAUCUCAAUUCUCAUCAGCAUCCAAAUCCUAUUUUGCAUCGAGCGUUGGGUGAUAGUUCCAGAGGCUCAGUUUUACAUCCAUUGCGUUCUCGACAGUCCCUAACUCUGGAUUCGAAUGACCUUGAUUCUGAUAUUGAUGGUCUCAAGUACCACCGUCCCAGAAAGUUGAUGGUAGCUCAUAGGAAUGGAAGAGUGAGCCAUCCCAUCGCUGGUGGUGCUCCUUUUAUAACGUGCAGUAAUUGCUUUGAGUUACUGAAACUUCCAAGGAAACACAUUUCAUUUGCAAAAAAUGAACAGAAAUUGAAAUGUGGGGCCUGUUCUUCAAUUAUCUCAUUUGAACUUGGGAACAAGGGAUUUACGGCAUCGAUUUCUGCACAUGUUGACCAAGUAACAACUGAGAUUGACGAAGGUUCUAUUGGUACAGUUGAUGAAAAUGUGAGGUACUGGGGUGAUGAUUCUAACGGUGCCAACAUGGACAAUUGCAAUGAUUAUGAUGACUCCCAGCACAAGUUUUCUGCAGCAGGCAAUAAGUCAGAUUCUAGUGAGUCUGAGAAGCAAACGGAUCCUCUUUCUUCUACCUCAAGUCUCCCCCAGGAUGAGCGGCGCCUAGAAAAUAUUUUAUCUAGAAAACAUGGUUCCCAAUCUGAAGAGUUACCAAUGACAACCGUCAAGUCGUUAGCGGAUCCUGAUUUCUCCCCCCAAGAAUUCUCUGAUCAUUCUCUUGAUAAUAUUGCGGUCAGCAGAUUUGACAAAAGGAACAAAAGUAAAAGACCUGAUCAGGAGAGGGUUUCUCUUGGCAGGACUGCCUCUCAGCAAAAUUCUGUGAAAGAUGCAGCAGUGGCAACUGAGAUAGAUGUGCCCUUGAAUGAAUAUUCGAAUAGCUAUGCAUCUCAGGACUCUGCUGAAAUAAGUAAAGAAGAUCACCCGAAGGCUAACAAAGGCGGUGAGUCUUUCUUGGCAGGUCUUAUAAGAAAGGGCUUCAGAGACUUCACAAAGUCUAAUCAAGGUGUAGAAGCUGGUGGAUCAAAAGUUUCUGUAAAUGGGCAUUGCAUACCAGAUCGUUUAGUUAAGAAGGCUGAAAAGCUAGCUGGGCCAAUUCAACCCGGAGAAUACUGGUACGAUAAGCAAGCUGGGUUUUGGGGUGUGAUGGGCCAUCCUUGCCUUGGUAUUAUUAUGCCGAAUAUCGAAGAAUUCAAUUAUCCUUUGCCGGACAACUGCUCUGCUGGAAACACGGGGGUUUUUGUAAACGGGCGUGAACUUAACCAGAAAGACUUAGAUUUGCUUGCUAGCAGAGGUCUUCCAAUCACGAGAAACAGAUCUUAUCUGAUUGAGAUUACUGGGAAAGUCGUUGAUGAGCAAACUGGGGAAGAACUGGACGGUCUAGGCAAACUUGCACCGACGGUGGAGAGGGCUAAGCAUGGAUUCGGCAUGAAAGUUCCGAGAUUCAUUGCUCAGUCGCAGAGUUAGACGCAGAUUGCUUCAGACUUCUCAACCUUUUUCACACGAUGAAUUUUGGUUCGUCUCUUGCAUGCCAUCACAAACUCUUAUUUGUUCAUUCUUAUUCAGAAAUCGGAAGAAUUUAUCGUUCUUAAGUUAGUAAUGAUCAUUAUUUCUUUUGUGUAUAUCCAUUGUUGUUUCUGCUUUUGGUAGCAGCACCUCAGUCAGGAUUGUGACUACUGCUUUGCUAGUGUUUUGGUUCGAAUCAAUUUGUAAUGGUUUCUGUUGAGUCAUGAAAUAACUAUGAGUCGAACCGGUUCGAGGUCAUAUCGGUCCGAAUAUGACGGUACCUUAGUAAAUAAGACAUGUUUGGCUCGAUGGGAGCUUCUCAA
Molecule: messenger RNA, 3969 nt
Organism: Sesamum indicum (sesame)
Lineage: Eukaryota; Viridiplantae; Streptophyta; Magnoliopsida; Lamiales; Pedaliaceae
Biological process (GO): regulation of defense response to fungus
Source: RefSeq, a predicted model, not a curated record